CACAUUCCGAAAUCUAGGAGUCUUAUUGUCCAAAUAGGUUCUAGGCCAGUAUAUGGUCUUGCAGAUCCUCAUUUGGCCUGUUUAUUUGCUUUUCCAUUACUCAAAACUCCUUUAUGUCCUGGCACACAAAUCAGACCUUAUGGGCGGCAGUUUCUUCCUCCUCAUUGCAUAGCCUACGAAUGGUUAUUUUGGUCCUACGUCAUUGAAUAUACCCAUGUUUUGUAUGUGUACAAAUUCCGGUGACCAGAACAUAUCCCUAGAUUAUGUCUCAUUGUGGUCAUCAUUGAAUAUACCCAUAUUGUGUAGGUGUCUAGUGUUAGUUACCAGUAUGUAGCCGUAUCACAAACUUGUAUUUUCCCCUUUUUAACUGUAAUGUUUGCCAGUUUUAGUGAGGGUUCUUUAAUCAUGAUGUGAUGACUAGAAAUUUAUUCGAAAUUUUUGCACAAGAAUCUUACUUGAUCGAUCGAUCUUGUGGUUAGUUCAACAAAUAAGAAAUAAUAAAGGCGAGGGAUAUAAGAGAUUGAUUCCCGUUGGAUGUUGCAUCCCCGAGUUUUCUUUAAAAAAAAUGUACUGCAUAUUAUAAGAAAGAUUCCCUCCAAUUGUUUACAGCUUCCUUUUUCACAUUCUUCGUCAUUAAGAUAUUUAAAAGACCGCUAGGGUCACGGAGUCGUGCUCUGCCUGAAAUAAUUGUUCUAGGUGUCUACCACGGUCGCAAUUCUUCACAGGCGAGCUACGAGAUGACACGUGUGGACAAAUUCGGGUUAUUUAUCACAUUUUACUAUAUUGUCAUCAUUACAUCAGGAGAAUGGAUAGAACUUCCAAAAUUAAGCCGCCAAGAUAUUCCUUCUUCAUUUAAAAAACAGUCACAAGAAAGACUAUCGCCAAACAUUUCCCUUUUCCGUAUGGCGUCUACAAUGCAACCAACCAUUCUUCUAGAAAAUGACGAGGAAAAUUAUAGCUAUGAAUACUCUAAUCAAAGCUACACAUUCUUCGACCCUAAGCUUGAAUCUGUACUUCUUAAUGCUCACCAUGUCCUCGUUGAAGAAGCACAACACCCAAUCAGGCAUAAGCUUAGAUUUUUGAAACGCCUUCAAAAUAACAUUCUAAACCAAAUAUGGAGGCGCAGUCAGUUGUUAUGGACUGCGGAUAAUUUAGAAGGAAGGGGACACGGGCACAUGAUGAGCUUUCCUUCAUUGGAAAGUGCACUUAUGACAAUUUCAUUUCUUACUUUUGCUGCCUUUUUAAUCAAGAUUGUUAAGCAAUUUCUUCAAGGGCUGCAGGGUGCUAAUGGAAACAUGGUAGGCGUAGAAUUUCCAGGUGCAGCAGCUCCAGCAAAAGUUGUCAGACAAAGAAGAGGUUUAAAUUAUGAAAAUUUAGAAGUAGCACAACUUCUUCAGUACAUAAAUCAAUUGAAGACUAACCACAGACCUUGAAAAUUAUGACCAUGUGUCUACUUUUGUCACGUUUGAUGAAUUUGGUUUACUCUCUUAUACAUUAUGAAACAAAUUUGGAUUAUGAAGCUACAAAUGCCUAAGCAUAAUGUAUAUGAAUUGAAAUUUGUAAUGUAAUGUAAAUAAAAUAUUUAAAAAAUGUCUUAGAAUGUGUUUCGUUUAAAUAUAUCCAUCACAUUUUCAAUCAUUACAAUUUUUGUACAUUUCCUACCCGUUUUGAAAUAACUUGUGUGUCUAUUCAUGGAGUGAUACCAACAGUGUAGAUCCACUUUAAAUUUAAUUAGGUUAAAUGACAAAUAAAAUAAAUUCAUGAUGAUAAUAUGUUUAUUUCAGAACACUAUUAUGUUGCAGUUUAGAACAAAAAGUAAAAACGUUGGAUCAUUAAACAGCAUCUGUUGUUUAAUAAAUACUGAAUUUUACCGCAAAAUUCAUUGUGCAACAUUUGGAAUGUUAUUUACAAUUGUACACAUUUAAAAAUCACAAUGAUUAUUUAAUUUCAUUUAAAAUACUUUCAGUGGUAAUGCUAAAAAUACUGAACUAAGGCUACAAGAAACAAUAUUUUAGAUGGGAAUGUAACAAGAGCUUGAAAUCAAGAAAAAAUAAUCUAAUAAAUUUAAAUCAAGAGUAACCUAAAAACACCUUUAUUAUUUGUUAAUACAGUGACUAUUAAUUAACAACAUUUGAUAUUGUACAUAAAUUCAUUCCUCGAGUUGUGAAAGCUUUGAAAAUUUGACCAAAUAAAAUAUACAUUUAUGAAAAUACCGUAAAUGGUUGUUGACAAUGAUAGUAUUGCUUUAUUCAUCGAACUGCCUAAGCAAAAUAAUAUUCUCCAAGAUCAUAACAGCAAGUUUUGAAAAUAAAUUUUUAACUGCACAGCACAUUAUAUACACAACUGGAAUCAAUUAAAAUAACAUAACAGACAAUUUAACAAUAUAAGCUCUAUAUUCCAACCAUACAACUGUUGAGAUGUUAUUAAGAAUCAUUCUCUUUCAAUAAUAACUCAACGACUUUAAAAGUAUUUGUAUUAUUCUCAACAAACAUAAAAUUCCAUUUAAAAUUUAACAAUUCUUUUUUGACAAGCCAAUUCUGUAUCUACAAAAAUUACAAUAAAACAAUCUAGUAAUUAUUUACAACAGUUUAAAUGCAAACUAUGACCGUUUACACGUUCGAUUUGGUUAUCAAAGCAUAUUAUAACCACCGUUAUAAGGUGUUGAGUGUUGUAGAUUUAAUUUUUCAUAGACAGAAUCAAAGGACAAUUUGCAAGAUGAACAUAUGUUGAAUUUUCUGACCGCCUUGGAAAUCAUAUUAUGCUUUAUCACCUUAUUUAAUUAUACAUUUUAAAAGUAUUUCCAAC
This is a messenger RNA of Cimex lectularius (bed bug), 2805 nucleotides long. RefSeq lists its product as uncharacterized. The transcript is spliced from 5 exons. Bases 738 to 1433 code for a protein of 231 amino acids. Lineage: Eukaryota; Metazoa; Arthropoda; Insecta; Hemiptera; Cimicidae. The record is from RefSeq and is a predicted model, not a curated record.